Parastagonospora nodorum SN15 is the source of this 192-nucleotide messenger RNA. RefSeq lists its product as hypothetical. The coding region runs from base 1 to 192 and encodes 63 amino acids. The record is from RefSeq and is a predicted model, not a curated record. Lineage: Eukaryota; Fungi; Ascomycota; Dothideomycetes; Pleosporales; Phaeosphaeriaceae. The transcript has 2 exons.
AUGGCAAAGCCUCAGACAAAUGCCGAAGUCACUACGGUAGAAUGCCUCUCAGCUGAUGAUGGCGCGCUGUUCUCAAUGCCCAUACGUCCGUUGACAAGUUCUUGUCAGACAGCUUUCGGUACCGCCCCGCGUCAACCCCAGGGAGGUGGUCCAUGGGGUGCGUUCAAGCCGAACCCUGUCGGAUUGCCCUAA